Brassica oleracea var. oleracea is the source of this 462-nucleotide messenger RNA. RefSeq names its product DNA-binding protein HEXBP-like. The record is from RefSeq and is a predicted model, not a curated record. NCBI's taxonomy places the organism in Eukaryota, Viridiplantae, Streptophyta, Magnoliopsida, Brassicales, Brassicaceae. The coding region runs from base 1 to 462 and encodes 153 amino acids. The transcript has 2 exons. Gene Ontology annotation, molecular function: zinc ion binding; nucleic acid binding.
AUGGGGAUUCAGUCUAACUUGGCUGAAGAAGCUAAGCUUAAGGCUAAGCCACAGUCUGGCCCAUCGGGCAAGACAAAGGAUAAAAAGAGAAAAUGGGACCAGGUGGACGGAGGUGAGACCUCUGGUUGCCAACCUGCAUGUUCCAAAUAUGGACGGAACCAUACCGGUGAGUGCUGGAAGGCCAAGGGGGCUUGUGUUCGUUGUGGCAGCAUGGACCAUGGGGUUCAGAACUGUCCUCGACCGAACCAGACUGGUAGACGCGGCCAGAUGACCUGUUUCCAUUGUGGCCAGCAAGGACAUUUCCAAACGGAUUGUCCCAAGCUGCAAGGAAGUCAGGGGAAGGGCCGUGGAGAUUCAGGAGAGGCGUCCCAAGGCAAACCAACCACAACACCGAGGGUGUAUGGACUGUCACGAGACGACGGAGCUUCCGGAUCUUUUGAUUCGAUCUCUGGCAAUCUCUAA